This is a messenger RNA of Drosophila guanche, 1280 nucleotides long. Its product is annotated as zinc finger protein 765. The record is from RefSeq and is a predicted model, not a curated record. The coding region runs from base 76 to 1254 and encodes 392 amino acids. NCBI's taxonomy places the organism in Eukaryota, Metazoa, Arthropoda, Insecta, Diptera, Drosophilidae. The transcript has 2 exons.
CCAAACACUGGAUUCGGCUCAACAAAAUUGUUUAAAAUAUAUUUUAAAGGUAUUUUUGGCAUUUGGUAAGGCAAAAUGCCGCCAGACAUGAAUAUAACCAGUGACAGUGACCUGGAUACUGUGCUGGAAGACUUCAAGCAGAAGGUGGAGCGUCGCAAUAGUGUUGGCACGGCGAAGUACACGUGCAGCAUUGCAAAAUGCGGGGCCACAUUUAAGCGUCUCGACCAAUUGGAUCGGCAUGAGUUCCACCACACGGGCAAAAAGAAGCAUGCCUGUUCGUUUGAGGGCUGUGACAAGAUAUACUCAAUUGUUACCCACUUGAAGCGGCACAUUCGAAGCACCCACGAGCGAACCGAGGAUGCGGCACAGAAGAACGUCAAGUGCUCAGUGCUGGAGUGCACCAAGAUGUUCACCUCUGACAGCAACAUGCAGCGGCAUGUGCGCGAGGCCCACGACAGUCCCCGCGAGUAUCCAUGUGGACACUGCCCGGCUAAGUUCUCGCAAAAGUUGAAGCUGAAGCGGCACGAUAUUCGCGAGCACACCCAGGACUAUCCGUACCGCUGCAGCAAGUGCAGUCGCGGCUUCUAUCAGGAGUGGCAGCGGGAGAGCCAUCAGGGCAGCUGCAAGCUCUACUCCUGCCCAGGCUGCGCCCUGCAGUUCGACAAGUGGACGCUCUACACGAAGCAUUGUCGCGACACGCUGCACGGACGACAGCGUAACAAGUGCGAGCACUGCGACAGCAGCUAUGCCAAGCCCAGCGAUCUCAAGCUGCAUAUGGAGGCCAAGCACAAUGACACUGCCGGCGCGUUUCCAUGCACCGAGCCGGGCUGCACUCGCACCUAUUCGUAUGAGCGUAACUUACGCCAACAUCGCCUGGCGGCGCACUCCGGCAGGCGCUUUGAGUGUCAGGCCAUCGACUGUGGACGCUGCUUCAGCAGUGCCCAGAAUCUGUCCAAGCAUCUGGCACGAGAUCACACGGAAGCAAAGACGAAGGCGAAACCCAAAUCCAAUUCAAAGACACGCAAGCGACGGCGCGAUGCUGGCCGCACCAAACAUUCCCAGCUGUCAAAGCUGGCCUGCCUGCAGCUGCCGAAGGAUGUGGACGAGGAGGUGCGUCAACGCAAGGCACCCGCUUUGAAGAAAGUCGCUGAAUCUAUGGCUGUAAAGGCGGACGAUGAGGAGCCCUUGCAGCAGCUGAUUAGCGCGGCUCUUCAAGACGAAGAGGAGGAGCCAGUAGCGAUAACUUCGUUUUAAUAUUUAUUAAACAAAUUUUAAAAACA